Molecule: messenger RNA, 1640 nt
Organism: Caenorhabditis sp. 36 PRJEB53466
Lineage: Eukaryota; Metazoa; Nematoda; Chromadorea; Rhabditida; Rhabditidae
Source: the annotation of a GenBank genome assembly
AUGAAUCGGUCAAUAAGAAUAUUGUCGCAAGCGGGCAUCGCCCGAAGAGUCGAACUCUCGAAUUAUGAUGCUCAGCAGGUGGAAUACAUGCGAGAAAAGUGCAUAAGUGUCGACGAGAACGACAAAAUCAUCGGAGCGGUGAGCAAACGAGAAGCACACUCCACACACCAAUGUGAGCAAUUCCGGGAACCUUUUCGAACGAUUUUACACGAUUCUUUUUCAGUGAUCCUGCACCGCGCAUUCUCCGUUUUCUCGUUCACAGCCGACAACAAACUGUUGAUGCAGAAGCGGAGCGCCGAAAAAGUAUGAAAAUGUCGGAAAACAUUUAAAGCAUUCACUUUCAGAUCACAUUUCCAAACUUGUGGACGAACACGUGCUGCAGCCAUCCGUUGCAUACUCGACAAGAAAUGAACGGCGUUUUGGGCGCGAAAAAGUCGGAAUUUCUGAACUUGUUUUGUGCAAAUAAAACAUUUUCUUUUUAGAGCGGCCAUCAGAAAGCUGGAGCACGAGCUCGGAAUAACUGGAGUCGCGACUAGUCAGCUGCAGAUGGCCGGGCGGUACAUUUACAGAGCGGAAAUGGAAAAUGCUCCGUGGGGAGAGCACGAGCUCGAUUACGCGCUCAUUCUGCGCGGCGUCGGACGGGAAAAGUGCGAAAUUAACGAAAAUGAAGUGGCAGAAGUGAAAGAGGUCGGAUUUGCCGAGCUGAAACAAUGGAUUCACAGAGGUUUGAGCUUACUCACUUUUCCAGAGCCUUUUUUGCUGUUUUCCGAGAGCUGUCCGCGGCGCGGUGGCCGCAUGUGAAAAUCUUAGGCCGCCGGACGUGUACUUCUCUCGGACGGCAACAUUUGCCGCCUGUUUUCGUAUACUUUCCGCCUAAAUUCAGGCAGAAAAUCGUGUUUUUAUCGCAUUUCCCAUUCCAGAACCUCAAUCAUUCACUCCGUGGCUGAAAUUGUUCUCAACUACUGACAUUUUCGAAAGCUGGUGGUCGAAAAAGGCGGUGACAGCGCCGGAAGACACAAAAAUCUAUAAAUUACACUGAAACACUUAUUUCUUGUGCUAGUUUCGAUGUUUCUCAUUAGGAUGCUUUUGAAUGUCGUUUAUAUUUGUUAGGUACGGAUAGAAACUGCCAUUACACUUGUUCCACGAACAAAAAAUCCCGAUUCUCUGUGUUUUUACUGACUGUACCUUCGAUUUUCACGGUUUUCCACCGUUUUUACCUCACUUCACAAUUUAAAUUAUCUUUUCUAUUUAUAUCCUCAACGUCGUGCUUCCUUAGUUUCGCUGACGUGUUCUUAACUUGUUUGUUCAAUUUUUCAUAGUUUGUAACGCGUAUGUUUUCCAGGGUGAUGAUCAAGUACCACGUGUCGCGAAGCGCCCGUCUCUGGGCGUACUGGAGCACUCUGCCGCACAAAAUGCUCAAAAAGUAUCCGGAACAGACGAUUUUCUACGCGACGUUCGGCGUCGCCACAGUCAUCCUCGGCGGCUUCAAACUCAACAAGUACCUGACGAACAACGAGAAGCCGUACUAUCGCGGAUACUACGACGUCGUGCGCUCCAACGACCCGGUGGCUCUGAACUGGCGAAAACCGGAAGAGUAUCCGGCGCCAUACCUCCUCUCGUCCGUCGAAACCGCCAAUUGA